Molecule: messenger RNA, 1422 nt
Organism: Colletotrichum siamense
Lineage: Eukaryota; Fungi; Ascomycota; Sordariomycetes; Glomerellales; Glomerellaceae
Product: putative aminomethyltransferase
Exons: 1
Coding region: 1-1422 (473 amino acids)
Biological process (GO): glycine catabolic process
Cellular component (GO): mitochondrion
Molecular function (GO): protein binding; aminomethyltransferase activity
Source: RefSeq, a predicted model, not a curated record
AUGACCAGAUUACGCUUGAUCGCCGCCGCCAGGACUGCGAGGCCGUUUUUGGCACCUCCCUGCCGCAAUGGCAGGCCUCUCGCCCUUGCGGCCACCGCCGCCGGAGCAAACUCCACCUCGGCCCCGGCCCCGAUGCCAGCGCCCAUACGCUUCUAUUCGGCGGAGGCGCGCAAGAACUGGAAGCAGAAGCUCGAGGCCUUCUCGAAGCAGGACAAGACCCCUCUGUACGAUUUCCACCUUGCCCACGGCGGCAAGAUGGUCAUCUUUGGCGGCCACCACAUGCCCGUGCAGUACACCGGUUUGAGUCUCGCCGAGUCCCACCACUUCACCCGCAACCACGCCUCCCUCUUUGACGUCAGCCACAUGGUCCAGCACCGCUUCACCGGCCCCAAAGCCGCGUCAUUCCUCGAGACCGUGACUCCCUCGAGCGUCUCGGACAUGGAGAUCAACUCCAGCAAGCUCAGCACGUUCCUGUGGCCGAAGACCGGCGGCAUUGUUGACGACACCAUGAUCACCCGCCUCGGCGAGAAUGAGUAUGCGGUAGUUUCCAACGCUGGCACUCGCGAGAAGAUCUUCAAGUACCUCACCGAGCAGACGGCCGACCUGCAGAAGCCUGAGGGCAACGACUUCUGGUGGGAGGUUCUUGAGGGCUAUGGUCUGGUUGCCCUCCAGGGCCCCCAAGCGGCCGAGGUCCUCCAGGAGGUUAUUGACCCCGCGGACGGUUUGAAUCUGGAGCAGCUGUACUUUGGCAAUACCGGGUUCGCCAAGCUGAGAUACAAGGUCAACGGCGAGUGGAAGACGACUUCCGAGAAGGCCAUGAUCAGCCGAGGAGGAUAUACUGGGGAGGACGGUUUCGAGAUCUCCUUCAAGUCGACCAACGGCGAGGCGCAACCGCUGGCCGAGACCCUUCUUGAGGUCGCCGGUCCCGAGAGGCUUCAGCUCGCCGGUCUCGGUGCACGUGAUAGCUUGCGCCUGGAGGCCGGCAUGUGCUUGUACGGCCACGACAUCGACGACACCACGACGCCGGUGGAGGGUAGCCUCUCUUGGAUCAUUCCCAAGGAGAGGAGGACCAAGGGCGGCUUCCACGGCGCCGAGGUCAUCACCAAGCAGCUCGUGCCUAAGAGCAAGGGUGGCUCCGGCAUCGAGAGACGCCGCGUAGGCUUCCUCAUCGCCGGCGCUCCCGCUCGCGAGGGUGCCGAGAUCUUCACCAAGGACGGCGAGAAGGUGGGCGUCAUCACCAGUGGCUCACCUAGCCCGACACUGGGCAAGAACAUUGCCAUGGGAUACGUCAAGGAGGGACAGCACAAGUCCGGCACGGAGCUGGACGUGGUGGUACGCGGUAAGAAGAGGGCAGCAACAGUGGCGAAGAUGCCUCUUGUCCCAAGCAAGUAUUUCAAGGGACCUACACCUGCGCCGGCGUGA